UAGAUUGUUGAUUUUUAUGCUUCUUGCAUUAGAAGAGUGAGGAAAGACGUCAGCGACUGCGAAGAGGGUGCGAGGAUGGGAGAACAACUUUGCACGAUGAGAUGUUUCGAACAAAAAAACUAAGUUCUCAUGAUCGACUUCCUCCUGGUUGGUUGGAUUGUCCAGCAUUUGGUCAGGAAAUAGGUUGCAUUAUUCCUUCAAAAGUUCCACUUGAUGAAUUCUUCAAUGACUGUGUUGUUCCUGGUAGAAGAUACUCAUUCAGGCAAGCGAUUCAUCAACAGAAAGUUUUAGGAAGAAAGCUUGGCUUAGUGAUCGAUCUUACGAACACUACUCGUUACUAUUCUAUCUCAGAUAUGGGGAAAGAAGAUAUAAAGCAUGUUAAGAUAUUUUGCAGGGGGCGUGAUUCAGUACCUGAUAAUGGGUCUGUAAAUCAAUUUGUUUAUGAGGUUUUACAAUUUGUUGCCCAACAGAGGCACACAAAAAAUUAUAUUCUUGUGCAUUGCACACAUGGACAUAACCGCACUGGCUAUAUGAUUGUUCAUUAUCUGAUGCGUACACUAUCAGUAUCUGUCACUCAGCCUGAUGGAGUUAUUUGCCCUGCAAUACCCGACUGGAAAAGAUCAUCCGAACUUGAUCUGAAUGGUGAUGCAAUACCGGAUGACCAUGAUGAUGGAGGUUCUGCUGCUCCUUUGCAUAAAGACAUAGUAUUGACAAAUGAUGACAUUCUGGGCAAUGGUAUACCUUCAUGUCAGCAAGAUGCUUUUCGGCAAUUCUGCUAUCAAUCAUUGAAGUUAGGUGUUGGGGCAAGAGGGAACUCCCAAUUUCCAGGGUCACACCCAGUUUCGCUUAACAGGGACAAUCUACAAUUGCUAAGGCAGCGAUACUAUUAUGCCACAUGGAAAGAAGAUGGUACACGAUAUAUGAUGCUAAUUACUAUGGACGGGUGCUACUUGAUUGACAGGCAUUUCACUUUCCGAAGGGUCCAGAUGAGGUUUCCUUGCAGACGCACCAAUGAAGGCUUUUCUGAGAAGACUCAUCACUUUACAUUACUUGAUGGGGAGAUGAUAAUUGAUACCAUGCCAGACUCGCAUAAGCAAGAAAGAAGAUACCUCAUAUAUGAUCUGAUUGUAAUUAAUCAAGUCCCUCUCGUAGAGCGGCCCUUUUAUGAACGAUGGAAAAUGCUUGAGAAAGAAGUGAUUGAACCUCGGAAUUAUGAACGACAAAAUUCAUACCAGUGUAGAGAUCCUUAUUACAGAUACGAUUUGGAACCAUUCAGGCCUGAUGGAACUGGUUACUGGCUUGCCAACGUUGAUCAGGUGAGGAGGAAGGAUUUUUGGUUGCUCUCUACAGUUACCAAACUUUUGCGUGAAUUCAUUCCCAGGCUUUCACAUGCUGCAGAUGGCCUUAUUUUUCAGGGUUGGGAUGAUCCUUAUAUUCCUCGAACCCAUGAAGGCCUCUUGAAGUGGAAAUAUCCAGAAAUGAACUCUGUUGAUUUUCUGUUUGAGAUAAGCGAGAGUCAACAGCUACUUUUUCUUUAUGAAAGAGGGAAGAAGAAGCUGAUGGAAGGAAAUAGGGUUGGAUUCCCUGAUGAUUCUGAUCCAUCAACAUACUCUGGGAAAAUUAUUGAGUGUUCUUGGGAUUCCGAGGAACAGGUAUGGAUCUGUAUGCGGAUCAGGACAGAUAAAGGAACCCCUAAUGACUUCAACACGUAUAAGAAGGUUAUGCGAAGUAUAAGAGACAAUAUCACAGAGGACAUCUUGUUGACUGAGAAUCAUGAGAUUAUUCGCCUGCCCAUGUAUGCUGAUCGAAUACGGAAUGAUAGCAAACCCCAGCAUCAGUCUAAUUCGGCACGCCGUCGGUAAUGGAUGGAUUUAUUGGUGAAUGAAGACAUCCUACGUAGGACACAACCAGCGUUGGUGUAGUCUUUGCUGCUUGAGUGCCAAAGCAGUUGCCAGUCAUUUUGAAGUUGGCUACUUGCGUGGGAACAUCGGCGAAAGGGUCAUUGACAUAAUUGUGUAAAUUAAAGGCUUGUAAUUUUUUUUUUUUUGCUAUAGGGUGUUCAGGUUUAUGCCGACUACUCCCACCAACUCGGAUACUAACCGUAGUUCGAGCGGAGAAAUAAUGGUGGCUGGCCCUUAAGGGCUUGUUUGGAUGGAUUUUUUGGAAAGAUUUGGAUUGGCUUCCCCAAAUUCUUCCAAAUCUAAAUUUCUC
Ilex paraguariensis (yerba mate) is the source of this 2211-nucleotide messenger RNA. The record is from the annotation of a GenBank genome assembly. NCBI's taxonomy places the organism in Eukaryota, Viridiplantae, Streptophyta, Magnoliopsida, Aquifoliales, Aquifoliaceae.